Verticillium nonalfalfae is the source of this 1152-nucleotide messenger RNA. RefSeq lists its product as uncharacterized. Gene Ontology annotation, molecular function: oxidoreductase activity; FMN binding. The transcript is spliced from 7 exons. NCBI's taxonomy places the organism in Eukaryota, Fungi, Ascomycota, Sordariomycetes, Glomerellales, Plectosphaerellaceae. Bases 1 to 1152 code for a protein of 383 amino acids. The record is from RefSeq and is a predicted model, not a curated record.
AUGCACACUUCAAAACUUACUCUGGCAUUUGCUUCGGCAGUCCUUGCGGCACGCCCAUUUCUCAACGAAGCAGACAAUGGCUUGUCGGAUGCGGUCGGAAAUCUGUCUCCGGGUAUGCUUCCGGACCUCUCCUCCAUGGCUGGCCUGUCAGACUUCGACUUUGCCGCACGCAACUACUUGCCUUCACGAAACUACACUUAUUACCGUAACGCUGCAGGGGGUGAAUGGUCAUAUCGAAACAAUCUGGAGGUUUUCCAGCGGUACACCUUCAAACCAAGAGUAAUGCGAGAUGUGUCUCGCCUGCCAGAGUCCCUUGCGACAACCAUAUUGGGACACAAUUUCUCAGCACCGUUCUUCAUUGCUCCAUGCGCUAGAGGAGCUUUCGGUCAUCCGGAUGCCGAGCUCAACCUCGUCCGUGGAGCUGCAGAUGAAGACAUACUAUAUAUCCCAUCAUUGCAGGCAACGAUGUCUAUGGAAGAUAUUGCGGCCUCUAAAGAUGAUGGGCAAGUACUCUUCCAACAGCUUUACCUGCCCCCCGGCGAAGAUAACACGAAGAAGCUACUCCGGAGAACAGAAGCGACAGGCGCCAAGGCCAUCGUGUUCACCGUCGAUGCACCUGCAAAUGGAGACCGCCAACGAGCCUACCGCCAACGGGGACGUACACCUGAACCUGAGUUUCAAGCGAUAACAUGGGAAUACUACCGCAAAAUCAGAAACAUGACUUCGCUGCCCAUUGUCCUGAAGGGGAUUAUGAGUGUGGAAGAUGCUCAGGCAGCAGUCAGCAACGGUGUUCGUGCAAUCAUUCUGUCUAAUCACGGUGGAAGACAGCUCGAUGGCAGCCCUUCGUCGCUAGAGGUUGCACUCGACAUUCACAAAUUGGCACCCGAGAUCUUUAAACAAAUCGAAGUAUAUGCCGAUGGCGGGGUGCGCUACGGCACUGAUGUGCUGAAGCUACUGGCACUCGGCGUCCGAGCUGUUGGCGUUGGGAGGCCAUUCAUGUACGCCAACUCCUAUGGAUAUGAUGGUGUAUUACAAGCCAUCCAGAUGUUGAAACGUCAGAUUUCGGUUGACGCGGCGAAUCUGGGAGUGACAGACCUGAAAAAGCUUGACGCCAGCUUUGUCAACUGGACGCCAAAUCAUUGGAUGGGUUAA